Molecule: messenger RNA, 959 nt
Organism: Temnothorax curvispinosus
Lineage: Eukaryota; Metazoa; Arthropoda; Insecta; Hymenoptera; Formicidae
Product: prothoracicotropic hormone-like
Exons: 4
Coding region: 153-773 (206 amino acids)
Molecular function (GO): prothoracicotrophic hormone activity
Source: RefSeq, a predicted model, not a curated record
CCGAACAAAGACUGCCUGAAAUCCACGCAUCCCCCUUCGGACGGAUAUCGAGUGGCAUUAAUGGCAUCUUAGCGACGAUGUAAUGGGAUCUUACCUGUCGCCGCGGAAUAUAGGGCCGCUAUUAUUUUCAUAAUUUCGUAUAUAAGGAACGGAUGUUGGAGACAAGUCCUCAGUGUAGGGCGAUGGCUUGUACGAGACGUGUCCCGGGAAGGAUGAAGUUCCUUGUUCUUUGCGUAAUGGUCCACGGUUUGUCGGCGGAGGGCACGGGGGAAGUCUUGUCGAUCGGCCGGUGGAAGGAGCAGAUUAUCGCGCCGGAGUUCUUGCUGGAGGACCGCGAGGAUGUGUCCGAGGGCAACCGGAACGCGUUCCUCUACGAGGACAAGCGUAACUUCCGUCCCGAGGGCCUUGGCGAGGUCAAGCGUGUCACCGGCGCCGAGGACGUCGGUCUGCAACCGCGUCUCGUAACGAGAUCUCUGCCGUGCACCUGCGAAACGCAGUACGAAAUAAGGGACCUGGACGAGGGGCAUUAUCCGAGAUAUCUGACCGCGUCGAGCUGCAAGCCGAAAGCCUGCCUGAGCGGCAAGUUCAAUUCCUGCCGACUGCUGUACUACACGGUUCACGUGUUAAGCCAACGCGAUUUGGACGAGUUAAGCAACGACCGUUAUUCGGACGAUAGCGGACUUCCGGAAACACCGCUUCCAGAAGCACUCCGUCAUAAGUGGCAACUGAAGCGGUUGAAAAUCCCGGUUGCGUGUGUGCCGGAGACAAGAUAGAAGAAAAUUAUGUACGACCAGCUUGGACCAGUGUCAAACGCGAUCGAGGAGAUAGAAUUUAUAGCGGCCUCCAUCGUUAAAAAGUCAAUAAAUAUUCGGCGAAUAUGUAGAUAUGUGCGUGGCAUAUUGAAUUUUACGCUUCUGCUUGCGAUACGUACACGCCAAAAUGUGAAAAAAAAAUAAAAG